AUGAAGUUUUUUAAAUUGAAUUUUUUAUUUUAUAUUUUUUUUAUUUUAUUAUUGGUUGUUAAUAAUAUUCCACAAGUUAAUUGUAUAGUAAAGAAUUUUAUUUCUGUAAAUGGUCAAUGGGGCACAACAUCAAAUUGGGCUGAUGGAAUAAUUCCAACAAAUGCUGAUACUGUUUAUAUUAGUAAUUCAAAUAACCAAACUUGUUUUAGUUCCAAUGUUAAAAUUGUAUCCAAUCGUACCAUUGUCGGUGAUGGUAGUUUAAAAGGAAUAGUUUUACAAAUUGAUAAUUAUGGUUUCCAAUUUCAAAGAUUAAGUAUCCAACAAGGUGGAAGAGUAUUUUUAGGAAUUAAAGGUGACCCAACAACACUUGGUUCUUCAUAUGAUUCUGAUGUUGAGAUUAUUUUUAUUUAUGGUGAAUUGGAUAUUAAAGGAACUUUCAAAAAAUCAUCAAGUGCAAAAUAUAAAAAUACUACAAUUCAACUAUAUCAAGGUUCAGAAUUCAUUAUUGAUAAUAGCCAAUUUGAAAGUUAUUUAAUUAAUUCAAUUCAAACUUCAACAAUAUCAUUCCAAACUGGAACAAAAGCAACAAUGUAUGGUCUUAUUGCUGAUGCUGGAACUUUUGUUGGUGUUGGUAAUAGUAGUAUCAUCAUUAAAGAUAAUCCAGUUGGUAGAAGUACAUUCUUUAAUAGUUCAGCUCAACUUUCUGUUAGAAAUUCAUCAUUUGAAUGUCAUGAUAUUUCAAAUAUAGCUGGAGAUUCUGAAUUUUUCUUUUCUAAAAAAUCAAAUGUAUCAUUUAUAGAUGAUUCAAAUGAUUCAUUUAAUGAAAUUGGAUUAUAUGUUGAUAGUUCAUCAAUUUUUAUUCAAGAUCAUACAAAUUUUUAUUGUGAAAAAUUUAUUGGUAAUUUUGAUAGUUAUAUUCAAUUUGAGAAUGGUUCAGUUGGUUUUAUUAACAAUGAUUACUAUUUAAAUGGUGAAUCAAUUUUAGUAGUAAAACAAUCAACACUUACUCUAAACCAUACAUUAAAAGCAAGUGAUGAUUCUUGGGUUUAUGUUUUACAAGGAUCAGUUGUUAAUAUUAAGAAUAAUGUUUUAAUUAGCAAAAAUGGUUUGAUUAGUGGAUAUCAAUCUAAAUUUGAAAUCACUGGAAAGGAAUCAACUGAAAAAUUAUAUUUCCUAUUAGAAGAUCAAGGUCAAUUAUAUUUCUAUGAUCAAUCAACUGUAAUUUUAGAAUCAAAUUUACAAGCAGCAGGAAAUUCAGUUGUUGCUUUCAAUCAUACAUAUACUAAUUUCAAUUCAAAUAUAACCUUUUUUGAUACAUCAUCAUUAAUUGGUAGAAAUUUUAGUACUAUUGCAUUAGAUAAUAAUUUAGUUAUGGUAGAUAACUCAAGUAUGUAUUUGGAAAAUUCUGAUCUUACAAUUAGUGGUUCAAUUGUUUUCAAUGAUAAUGCAUUCCUUACAAUGAGACAAUCAUCAUGUAAAGUUAAUGGAUUUUUCUCUGAUUAUACUUCACCAAUUAAAAAAUAUUAUCUUGCAAUUAUAAAUUCACAAUUUAAUAUUGAUGGUUUUUUCUUUAGUUCUGGUAAUAUUUUAAUUUCAAGUUCAACAUUAGAAUGUAAUAAUGAAUUUAAAAUUGUUGGAGGUUUAAGAACUGAUAAUGGAUCACAUAUUAUUGUUUCAAAUGGUAAUUUUUCAAUUGAUGGUCGUAUUAGAAUUAAUGAUACUACAAUUGAAUUAAAGAAUGGUAUUUUAGAAUUUAGUGAAUCAUCAAAUUCAAUUCUUUUUAAUUCAACAAUUAUUUUAGAUAGAGGUGAUAUGAAAAUUAAAGUUGGAUCAACAUUAGAACUUUUAAAUACUAAAUUGAUAAAUAAAAAUGCCAAUAUGAAUAUCAAUGGUAAUAUUUAUAUUAAUACCAAUAGUAGUAUGACAAAUGGUGCCAACUUUAAAUUAAAUUCAAAUAUUCUUCCAUUGAAUAAUUCUGGUACUGAAGAGUUUGAUAAUCAAGGUUACUUUGAUAUUGUAAAGGGUGCAAAUGAAUCAAUUAUUAUGGUUCCAGUUAGAAAUAGUGGUACAAUUAAUGUUGGUAGAGAAACUACAAUUAUUUCAUUCACUUCAACCAAUGGUACUAUAAUUGUUAAUCCAAAUGCAACUCUUCAUUCAAAUAACACUUUUAUAAUUUCAAAUAGUAGUGUACAAGGUAGUGGUGUAAUUAAUUCAUCAAUUUCAUCAAAUGGUGGAUCAAGUUAUGGUAACGAUACAAUCACAAACUUGGAUAUUAAUGGUAAUUUAGAAUCAAAUGAAGAUGAAUUUAUAUUUACAUUGGAUGGUAAAAACUCUACAACUAUUAAUAUUGGUAAUAAUGCAACCAUUACAAAUGCUACUUUAAUCAUUAGAGUUAGUAAUGAUAUUGUAAAUUCAACCCAAAAUACAACAUUGGUAACAAGUUCAAAUUUGGAUGCAACCUUUUCAAAAAUUGUUUUUCAAUCAUAUGAUCCAGAAACUGGAAUUCAAAAACAAUUGGAUGAUUGUGCUCAUAAAAUUAAAAAUGAUAAAGGUACUCUUGGAUUAUUAUUAAAUUCAAAUGCUAAACAAUGUGUAAUAGUUUCCACUACAAGUAGUGGUACAGGUGGUGGCACAGGUGGUGGUACAGGUGGUAGUACAGGUGGUGGUACAAGUGGUAGUACAGGUGGAGGUACAGGUGGUACAGGUGGAGGUACAGGCCAAACUGUUGUGGUUGUUGAAGAAGAUCAAAAGAGCUCAUUAAGUGCUGGUGCAAUUGCUGGUAUUAUUGUAGGUAUCGUUUGUGUUGCUGGUAUUGUUGGUGUAAUUAUUCAUUUCAGAAAUAAAUUACCAUCUGCUCAAAGAUUAACUUUCAAAUUAAAGAAUCUUAGUGAUAAACCUUAA
This is a messenger RNA of Dictyostelium discoideum AX4, 2901 nucleotides long. RefSeq lists its product as hypothetical. The coding region runs from base 1 to 2901 and encodes 966 amino acids. Lineage: Eukaryota; Evosea; Eumycetozoa; Dictyosteliales; Dictyosteliaceae. The transcript is spliced from 3 exons. The record is from RefSeq and is a predicted model, not a curated record.